Messenger RNA from Caenorhabditis angaria, 441 nucleotides. The record is from the annotation of a GenBank genome assembly. NCBI's taxonomy places the organism in Eukaryota, Metazoa, Nematoda, Chromadorea, Rhabditida, Rhabditidae.
AUGGAGGGAAGGGAAUCGAAUCGACUCGAAUCGGUUCGAAUCGACUCGAAUCGGUUCGAAUCGACUCGAAUCGGUUCGAAUCGGUUCGAAUCGGUUCGAAUCGACUCGAAUCGGUUCGAAUCGACUCGAAUCGACUCGAAUCGACUCGAAUCGGUUCGAAUCGGUUCGAAUCGACUCGAAUCAAGCGGGUAGCUAACAAGAGUCAAGCGGGUAGCUAACAAAAAUUUUUUUCGAAUCGGUUCGAAUCGACUCGAAUCGGUUCGAAUCGACUCGAAUCGGUUCGAAUCGACUCGAAUCGGUUCGAAUCGGUUCGAAUCGGUUCGAAUCGACUCGAAUCGGUUCGAAUCGGUUCGAAUCGGUUCGAAUCGACUCGAAUCGGUUCGAAUCGACUCGAAUCGACUCGAAUCGGUUCGAAUCGGUUCGAAUCAAGCGGGUAGCUAA